CAGAAGGGCAGGACCGCGUCCCCGGAGCUGCCUCAAGCAGCUAGCUCUUUAUUCAGACGGAGCAGUUUCUAUAUUUGGUUUAAACGCCAAAGAGAGGCUGGUUGAGUUUCGCCACUGAGGUUGCUCCAAGACCGCACGUGGAAAUCUGCGUCUGAAUCCGGAGGAAACGCAUCCAAGAAAGAGAAACCUGCCGACCCCCUCAGCGAAAGUGACGGACGGAGCAGAGCCUGAUCGCCGGGAUUUUUUUUUUUUUGCAUCAGUUUAGGAUAUUCCAGGCUGCUGCUUUGGCCCUGCCUGGAUUUCGUUCAGGGUAUAUCAACACAAAAAUUGCCUGAAUCAUAUUCCUAAACAUUUACGUUUGCAAUCUACAUUUUAAAAAAAUUGUCCAUAAGAAGGAGACGGACCCAUGCGUAAUAACAGCGCUGGAUUUUUGGAAUACUGCGUAAAACAGUCCAGUUUUUCAUUGUUUGGAAGUAUCCUCAAGCGACAGAAAAGAGCGAGUGUUUCUUUUCACUUUGCUUUCAGAGGUUAAGCGCUGAAAAACGAGAAGCGCUUCUCGGUGCGCAAUCCUUCCGAGGACGCUUCUGAGAGACUCCGCCGACCUGCGCUCUUAACCUCCACAUUCUAUCGGCAGCCAAGUCGAGCUGAUAAAAGGGAGGGAAAAAAACAGAGGGCGAAGCUUAUUAACUUUGCAUGCUCAAGGCGAGAUUGUGGAAUCUUUAAUUUUUGCAUACCACUGGAAGACGAGGAUAAACUUAAUCAGCAUUGACUCUUUGCAGAGAAGCAGCAGCGGCAGCUGGAUUUCUGGGGGGAAGCGGAAUGAAUCCUUUUUAAUUUGGCCCAAAGAAGAAUGAGGCAGAUUGCUUAACGAUUGCAUGGAGUUCUAGUCUGUAAUAAGGAACAAUUUAUGGUUGUCCGCAGAACUCCCCCGGUUGUAAUACUGUGCCCACCUCGCCAUGCUGGCCUGUCUGCAGAGGAGGCAGAACCCCCCGCCCCAGCACCCGGUGUGUGCCAGCAAGACCUUGGAGCCGCCGCAAGUCCUCGGACGGAAAUGUGACCUGGUGGUACCUUCACCUUCCUCACGGUACCCUACAGCAGCAGAACUCGAUGCUUAUGCUCAGAAGACGGCGAACAGCCCACUGUCCAUCAAGAUUUUCCCCACCAACAUCAGGGUUCCCCAGCACAAGCACCUUAACCGGACUGUGAAUGGAUAUGAUACCACAGGGCAGCGCUACAGCCCUUACCCCCAUCUCCACACAGGAGGGUACCAGGGUCUCCUUGCCAUUGUCAAGUCCUCAUCAUCGUCAUCCACCUUUGGUCAUUCCAAAGGUGUUCUCAAGAACUCAGAAGGCAGACGGACUAAGCUCUCUCCAGCUCACAUAGCUGUGGCCCCGUAUCCACCCCCUAAUAGUAGCACUUUAGCCAGCAGUCAUGGCCAAAUGGUAUACCACUCUGGGCCCUCAAAGCCUCCAGAAGGCUCUGGACAUUCAGUACCCCCAAAUGUCACUGUGGCUGGCUCUGUGAUUCCUGUAACCGGGGGCCGAGGCCUGUCCCUGCCUGCACAGUCUAAUCUCCCCUCCAUUCAGAGUAUCAUCUAUCAGAUCAACCAACAUUGCCAGGCUCAGGCCCUGCAGCAGGUGUGUCACGGGGCUUCCACUGCACCAACAAAUUCCAGCCCCUCCAAGCAGGUCACAGCAGUCAUGGGGGUCGGUUCGAGCUCCUCAGGUGGAGGCUAUGUCGUAGGAAUGGGUCCCCAGGCUAACAUGGUGUACACGGGAUCAGGGCUGCCAGCGCAAAGUGCAGAAGUAAUGAAGAGCGGCGUGUACGCGGAGGGUAUGGACUACAUUCUGUGGCAGAAACAACAACAGCAACAGCACCAACAGCAGCAACAACAGCAGGCUGUCCUCCGCAUGUACAGUGGAGGCAGCGGAGGAGGGGGCGCCAUCAGCAAGUCCCCCGAAACCUGUAUUCCAGGUGGGGGAAUCAUGGCGGCCCAGGUGUCCUCCUCCUCCUCUUCCAGACCUUACCACCUGACAGCGAGUGCCAGCGGCGGGGGUGGGCUUGACAAAGUCAGCUCUUCCCCUUUGAACUGUGUGGGCAUGCACGGGAAUUUCUCAGUGGGUCAGUACUUUGCACCACCGUGGAACAGUGUCCUGGUGACGCCCGACAGUGACUGCUACAACCCCCAGGAGCUGCUGGGCACCUCCACGGGAGGUCCGGCGACGGGCCACAGAGAAAUGGGCUAUCCUCACCACCAUCACCACUACCAUCAUCACCACCACCACCCUGCCGUUGACAGCGGUGGGGGUCUGUGCUGCAGCCUGCCCAGCAAGAGCCUGUGCAACACCUCAGUGCUGAGCAGCAGCCUGCAGUCUCUGGAGUAUCUGAUCAACGACAUCCACCCUCCCUGCAUCAAGGAGCAGAUGCUCGGCAAAGGCUACGAGACUGUGUCGGUGCCGCGGCUGUUGGACCACCAGCAUGCACACAUCCGCCUUCCUGUUUACAGAUAAAACGGACGGGUGGGAGGAAGAAGAGGAGGAAAUUAAUCAAGAAAUCAAGACAGAGAUGCUACGGGACUGUUGUGAGUGCCACAGCUUUAACGAUCGUGGCAUCUUAGAGAAGAGCAGUUGCUGUGCUGUGUAACCGUAGAUUUUCUGGUUUUAAAGCAGGCUGUGGGGGAUCCCUAACACAAGAGGUAGUAGUUACUGCCAGCGGGAUGGAAAAGGGAUUCCAAGAUUCUCCUGAUGUUCCAUUGUGUGGUUUGCCAAUAGGAGUUUUGGAUUAAUAAUUUUUUUUUUUUUUUUGCUUUGUUGUUUUAUCUUCUUAAACAGUUUUUUUUUUAAUGAGAAUCAUAGCUUGACAUGAAGUGCAUACGCCACUUGUAUCUCCUCUCCAAAUACUAAGGAUGAAGCUACUGUGUAGGUUGUCACUGAAAUGGUCUUAAAGGGCCAGCGCUUAGGGCUGCUUUUAAAACCCAAAAGUCAGUAACAGUACAUAAGUACAGAAAUGUGCUGAAAAAACCAGAAGAUUACUAGCAGUUCUAGGGUGUUCUUAUAAAAAGGAUCACAAGGUUGAAUUUAAAAGGGUAGUACAAUAUUAGUUAUUGUUGCUGUUAUAAUUGAUAAAUUAAUUGCACUGCUUGAAUUUUGUUAACUUUGAAGUUUGGAAUUGGGUAGUUUGGAUAUGAUAUAUUUAAGAAACUUGAAAAACUUGAACCUAUUUUUUGUUGUUUGAUAUAUUUGUAGGUAUAUUAUAUGUAUUGGCUGCUACAAGGAAAAGUGUCUCAACUGUUUUGUUUUUUUAUCUUAUUCUAUUGUUUUCCUUUUUUCGUCAUUAUGAUUUAAAAUUUCCUCCUUAAGCUGACGUGCAGUCUCUUAUGUUCUGACGUGAGACAGAGUUGCUGCUUUGGUUCUGUAAGAACCUGAACGGAGAGCUCUUUUUUUUUCCCUAACCAACACUGGAACCGACAAUAAAUUUCAAAAUACUUAUUUAAAAGAAAAAAUGUUGCAAAAAAUACGAAAAACAAAAAAAAGAAAUGUUACAGUGAAGAAUGUGACUGGGAGGGAACAGAGAUAACCUUAUGUGUACGGCAGCUUGUAAAGGUGACGUUUGACAUUUUCGCUUUUCUUCACUGUUCGACCCCAAAUCUCAUAGGUUUUAUUUUGAUUCAUGUUUCAGAUCAAAACAAAGUCGUACCUAAUUGGGAACUGAUUUUACUUUUUUUUUUAUUACAAAAAAAAUGACACUUAUUCUGUCCGUGUAGAAGAAAAGCAUACCUACAUGAUGAAGCUGCCACCACAAGAGCAUGUUUACUGUGUCCCAUACACAGCUUCUGGCAAACUGCAGAUGAGAUCUAUUUUUUUUUUCAGCAAAGGGUUUCUUCUCAUUACCCUUACACAGAGUUUGUGGAGCACAUGUCUAAUAAUUGUCUUGUUACCAGAUUUUGAUCUCCACCGCUCCUCCAGAGUUAACAUUGAUCUCUUGGCUGUUUUAUUUUAUUAAUGCUCAGUCCUCUGUGGCUCUUUCCAAAUUAAGAAUAUUGUUUUAUAAUCUAAAUUUCCCAUCACUCAUUCUUUGACCUAUCUGCUAUAUUCUUGGUCUUCAUGUUUGUGUUCAAAUGUUUUCAAAAAACUCAUUUAUGAGCUCUUGAGCAGAUGACUGAAAUGGAAUUAAACACAAGAGGCUCAAAAAUAUUUUAUCUUUUUACGUCACAAUCAUGCACUACUUUGUGUUGAUCUAUCACAUAAAAUCUCAAUAAAACGCCUUGAAAUUUGUGUUUGUAACACGAAAAAUGGUUUUAAUGUUAAAGGGAAUACCUUUACAAGGCGCUGUAUGUUGAAGCGUGUAUGCGGCAGAGUGCAUGUGUGUUUGUACCUUCUUAGUUUGCGUUCUUCAAAAUCCUCAGACUUUUUUUUAUUUUACUGUGUGAUUACCAGACUUUUCCAGUGAGACUGACCGACUGAUUCAGCAGUCCCAUAAACAUUAUGACAAACAUUAUGACUGAGUUAUGUACAGGAGAUAACUUGCUUCUUUUUAUUGGAGGCUUUAGAUUUUCUGUGCAGGUGGAGUCAUUUGACUCCUUUAUUGCUGCACUUACAGCAGCUGUGAAAACAAAUUAGAUCGUGCGUUUGGGGUACUUUAUUGUUGCAAACGAGUACAAAACGAAAACAAUCAUGCCCCGUCUUUUUCUCUUUGUUACCCAUUUCAGCUACGGGUGGGCGUGCAGUUGGCCCAGGCCAGUCUUAACUUUGAUGAUUCAGAGCAGUGAAAUAUUCAUUAUGACUCUGAGGUUUCCCCGAAUGUACUGCACUUAAAUUACCACAAUAUUUUUGUUGCCUUGUGGGACCCGAGCGGGUGAGAAAAAUUGUAUCAGUGCAGCGGCUCUCUGGUCUUAAAUUAGCAUUUCUUUUGUCAGUCAAAUUUCAGCGGCAAAUUGAAUUUAUUAACUGGACAGAAUGAGAGAACGGGGAGCUUUGUUGUGGAGAAAUACUGGCAUCGGUCUAGAUUUAUGAAGUGCAAUUAUAAUGACUGUAUUAACAUUUUUUUCUCUGAGCUUACACCAAAAAAAAUGUAAACUACAGUUUUCAAUACAUUCCCAAUGUACCACAUCCCCAAUCUUUAUCUCUGGUUUCUUUGUUUUGAUUUGUUCUAAGGUGUAAAAUAAAUUCCUUUAAGAAUAUAUUCAGAAGCCAUACCUUGGCUAUGAAGUCUGUGAUUAUUUUUCUUCACAUUUGCUCUCUGGAGGCCAGUGGGAUCCUGGACCUUUGUUGUAGUAGGUCUUCUAGACCUGUAAUGUAAUCUGACGUGUGAUUCCUUAUUGAUUAGAACCUUGUAUUUUUUAUUGAUUUUCUAAAUGUUUAGACUUUGGCCAUCCCGAUAGAAAAGGAGAAACAGUGCUGCCAGAUAAAGUUUUUUUUUUUUUCUUAAAUAAAACUGUUGUAUGGAUUAUGGAAGAAAACAGGGGGACUAAAAAGUGUAAUAGGAAAUUAAUAUCCUUUUAUUGUUACUUUUUGAAAAAAAAAAACUAUCCAAACUCUCAUCGUUACAUGUCGAACUGGGGCUGAUUUAGGUUUUUGAUGGCUGACAGAUAUUCCAGACUUGAAGAAUAAAAGCCUCUUGGCUUACAUUUGCAUAGUAAAACCUCAACAUUGCAGAGAUGCAUUAUGUUUCAGCAGCCAAAUUCUUUAGCCACAGUCUGAUUCCAGCAUAUUUUCUGCGUGGUAGAAGUAUUUUGACAGAUUUACACAUACGUCCCAUCCCCAAAUCCUUUCCGUUUGACUUCUGCAUCCAAGCAUUAAACCCCGUCACAUGAUGUUGCUGUGAAAAGGGAGAUGUUUUAAGGCAGUGGAGUUUCUAGCAUCUGCGUCUCUCCCAUCCCCCUCCACCAGUGGAGAUCUGAUGCACCAGGCCUCCUCAGCUAACGGAAAUGUUACAUGACAUCUUGGCUACUGGACAUUGCCAUUCGAGAUUGUCAACCGAAAUCAAACCCAUCGCAAGGGAUUCAGAAGAGAGACGCAGAUCAAAUCAUUGACUCACAUCUUUCCACAUUACAACCAUAAACGUUAGGAAGUUUUGCGCGACAGACACAAAUUAUUGCACAGUUGUGAAGAGAAAAGAAGAGAUUUGAUUUCAACGUUUUACAUAAAUGAAAUUCUAAAAGGUGUGUUGUGUAUUCUCAUUCAUACCAGCCGAGUCAACGCCGUGUGGAGACUGAGACUGUCUAUGCUUUGCACAGGGCCUUUGUAAAUUCAAAUCUUGCUGCAUAUUUCCAAAUUGAUUUUGGUCUGGACUUUGACUGGGCCAUUGAAAUCCUUUGAUCAUACCCACUUGCGUUAGCUGUGUGUUUAGGAUUGUUGUCAUGCAGGGAUGUGAACCUCAAUCUCUAAACAUUAGCCCUCUCUAACAGACCUUGUCGCGUCUUUUUCCAUCUUCCCCCACAACUGUACAAAGCUUCCUUGAAGAAAUGCAUCCCCACAACAUGACACUGCUACCACCAUGUUUCACCCUGGGAAUGGUGUGUCCAGGGUGAUGUGCAGUGUUAGGUUUUAGCAACCAUGUGUGCAUGAGGACAAACAGUUGAAAUCCUUCCACACAUCUGCAGUGCGCCCUAAUCAUGUGCACUGGAUUUUACUUAGAGGUAUCAAAGUAAAAUGAAGUAAAUACAAAAUACACACCACACUUUUGAGAAUUGUAUUUAAAAGAUAAACAUGUAGCAUUUUUCUUCCAGUUAUCCACAGCUUUGUGCUUCUUUAUCAUCUAAAAGACAUUGGGGCUUGUAGUAGAACGAAAAGGUGAAAAGUUCAAAGGCUCUGGCAAAACAUAACAAAAAUGGCUCCACAAAUGAGAGUUUCAAAUCAUUUUUAUGCAACCCAGGCUGGUCCAGCAUCCCCCCCUCCCCCUGAUCACUUCUUCUUGAAGCACAGGCUCCCAACUGUCUGUCCCUCUGCUCCUUCACACACAUUAAUGAGCCCCUGUUGAAGGCACGCAUCUUAGCCCUGCAAUUCUGCUCCACUCCUCUGUUCCUCAUUCGGACAAUGGACGCUCAGCUCAUAUUAGGAUAAUAGAAUUAAAUUUCAAAUAGAUUUGUGCCUGGGCUGAUCCAGCCACGGCUCACUCAGCUGCAGAGGCAGAGUGGCAUAUGGCAGGUCAUUAUCUAAAGCCCACCCUUCCUCCACCUUCCCUCCUCCCCCCAUCCAGGGCCAACAGGGUUCAGCGGCGCUUAAACAAACCGAAGGUUAGGACUGGCUGUCUGGCUGGCGUCGGAGGGGAGGACAGCAGGGUCUGAGUGGUGGUGGUGGUGGUUGGGAGGGAGGCGGGCGGGUGGUGUUGCUAUAUCACAGACGCCACAGCAUCUCUGAGGGCCUGAGUGCCGCACCAUGGCGCCCCGGCUUGUUUUAAAAGCCAGGCUGCGAUUGAUGGAGGGGGAUUUGUUUUCUGUUGGAUUAUACAUGCUCGCUCCCUGCUUGACUGAGGGGCCCUGUGCAAUCUGACAGAGAAAAGAAGGAAUGAAUAAAAAGAAAAAAGGAAGGAUGCGGAUAAUUUUUGACUCAGAAAAGCCUCAAAGCAGUGGUAAUCAGGAUAAUUGACACGUUCCCUCAAAUAUUUGACUGGAGACUUAAUGUGUCUCGCUUUUCUGCAGAGAAAUCCUCUAUUUUCACUAACCAGAGAAACAUUUCAACUCAUCUUGUUCUGCGAAUGAUUAAUCACAGCAACACCGCCUUCUGAUCGAGGACAUUUAAAUCUAUAACUUAUCUCUGAGGCUACAGACCUCUAUUGACUGCUAACACAUUCUCAAGGGCAAUGAGAGACUCAUGGAGGAUGGUUGGAGGGCAAAGUGUAGGAAAAGUGACUUAUGCUGGCUGUAAAAAUCCCUUAGUAAAUCCCAAUAAGUCCAUUAAGACCUUUGCCCUGUAUAAAGGUUUAUAGUCGCAUAUUAUGCACCUUAAAUACUGCUGAGAAGCAAAGGGGGAAGCAGACUCAGCUCUUUUGCUCUCAGAACGAAGGGGGGAGGAGAAAGAAAAGGCAGCUGCUUGCCCUGUGGAGUGCUGGAGGCGCUUCUCCAACCUCCACACGACGGGUGUGGUGAGGGUCACUCCAGUCAUGUCCCUCCUCAAUCUGGGCUCUUGUCUUCGAUCCUCCUUAGGAUCUGAGAUUGGAUGAAUUUAUGACACCAGUUCUCUCUGUUUCCCUCAUACCUGGCAGGAAAACACUUCCAUCAAUAAUUCACACUGUCCGGGAGAGAAUUGUGUCUCUAAACCACCAGCUAUAGCUGUGUUGCACUAUAUGUCUUUGAAGAUGUGUUGCUUUUCUUCACAAAUCUCUGAGGUUAAAAAUGUGAAGGCAUGGGCUUGUUAGUGGCACCAAGGUUUUCAGAAGCGACAGUGAUGUUCCUAUAGUUUUAAAACGGAUACCACUUUACUGGCAGCAGAGAAAGUGAAAUUCUUUUCUCAGGCUCAAUGGAGAAAAACCUGCCCCUCCCACACGUGUUGCUGCACAUUGUCUGUCAUCUGGCUGAAAGAGGGUUUUACACUUCUCCUAGAUCAAGACGAAAAAAAUAGGCUCUUAGGAAAUUUUUCUUUCAAAAAACAAAAACAAAAUGAAAUGAGCUCUACCCAUCAUUGUUUGUAAUUUAACAGUGACUAUAAAUUACAAAUGUUAAGAUCUGCUUGUAAACUACAGGCUAGCUAUCCAAGCAGCUAAGUAUCGAUGUGUCAAGUGAAUGGCCUCUAAGAGACAAAUCUUCAGCUGCUUCUUCUCAGCUCUUCUGACAGUCCAUGCAGGCAGGACUUUACUUUGAUCAGUGCAAGUGAUUUGAUGAUGAAGACAGCAAAUAAAUUCCUAAAUUUAAAAUCAGAUAACGAGUAAAUCUGCUCAGAUACCUGUGAAUUUUUGCUCUGUUGUUCAUUUUAAAGUUUUACUAAAUUGUUAAACGAUAGUAAAAAGAAAAUAAUAAUAAUAAGAAGAAGAAAUUUUAUCUAAAAGCACUGAUUAAAAAAUGUGUAUCAUCACAAACUGUUUAGAAUUAGAAAAUUAGGCCAAAACGGCGAUUUGAUGAUAUUCUGCACGUUAAGCACUUAAAAAAAACUAAGAAUUUUUGCUUAUGUUUAGGGAUCCACUUCAAAGUGCAAUAAUUAAAUGAUAAAAAUAUCAAACCUGUUAUAAUUAACCAGUACUGGAGGAGAUCAUGUCAUACAUUUUUUAAAAUAUUAGUGUUUUUAUUGUGUACACCAUGGUGAUGUCUCUUAUAAGUUAGAGUCUGCUACGAGCCAUUGUUUGGACAGAUAUGAGCACGACAGAUGUUAAAUAUAAUUUUUAUAAACUGUGCCAUGAGGCAAAAAAAAAAAAAAAAAAAAGCUGAAUUUUUUUCCCCUGAAGCCACAACUUCACAGCAGGGUGUUCCCGGAGCUUACACCCUUUUUAUUUCUGUGUAUGUUUAAAUGAAAAAGCUUAUGACCUCCACAUAUUCAUCUGGUCUGCGCAGCCGGUCUAUUACUGAAUCCAAUCUAAACGCAAAAGUCUGAGGAUUUUGCCUUUUUGUUCUCUCUCUUUGGAUUCUUUUAUGGUUUGUGAGGCAGUUUCUGUGUUUUCGUCCUUUUUUUUUCCCCCAGAUGAUCUCAAGUGCACCAACGCUGCCAAAGUACGAGGGUGCCGCAACCUUGAGAAAAUAAUAUAUAUGGAAAUGGGAAAUCUAUAAAGCAUCUCUCUUAUUGUUUUCCCUGCAGUACUGUGUUUUAAAAAAAUGGUUUUGUCUCCUCAGGAUGAAAAAAAUGUAAAGAGUACAAUGCUUCUUUCUUCUUUUCAAACAAUAAUGAUAUACGAGUCUUAGAUUUCGAAAAAGAAGUCUGAAUAUAAAAAGAAAAGCUGUAAAAUCCUUUAGUCGCGGGGGUUUUCAGCUUUUGAAUGUGCCUACAGCCAAGCAUCACAGUGACGGCUUACCCUCUCCAGAUCUGCAACCAUCAUCUUCAAUUUGCUGAAACUGCCACAGUCACUCCUCCAUCUCAACCAUCACAGGAGACAUUUUCUCUGCUCCCUGCUUUUUGUCAAUCUCAGGACUGGAGUUUCUUUACUUUAAUGUAGAUUGGCUGUUUUUCAUUUGACCUUUCCUCUCUUAUGUACAAUGUUUGACAUAAGGAAAUAAAGCAGAUGACUUCUA
Messenger RNA from Xiphophorus hellerii (green swordtail), 10153 nucleotides. RefSeq names its product family with sequence similarity 222 member Aa (gene fam222aa). The record is from RefSeq and is a predicted model, not a curated record. The coding region runs from base 957 to 2510 and encodes 517 amino acids. The transcript is spliced from 3 exons. Lineage: Eukaryota; Metazoa; Chordata; Actinopteri; Cyprinodontiformes; Poeciliidae.